This is a messenger RNA of Scomber scombrus (Atlantic mackerel), 1248 nucleotides long. RefSeq names its product high affinity cGMP-specific 3',5'-cyclic phosphodiesterase 9A-like. Gene Ontology annotation, molecular function: 3',5'-cyclic-GMP phosphodiesterase activity. Gene Ontology annotation, biological process: cGMP catabolic process. The annotation marks the transcript as partial. The record is from RefSeq and is a predicted model, not a curated record. Lineage: Eukaryota; Metazoa; Chordata; Actinopteri; Scombriformes; Scombridae. The transcript is spliced from 14 exons.
AUGGCAAAGUUGAGGGCCUCAUCUAAAGCGUUUGCUGCAUCAUUUUGGUUAUUCGCUGACAGGAAACGCUCCUCAGCAGAGCCUCAAAACGAUUCCCCCUCUUUCCCUAUAAACCAGACGGCGGAGGGUCGGAGCCUCCGCUGGCGUUGUGUUCAGACCCAAAGCAAAAGUGUGGAGCAUCUGAGCUGGAUGGGUUUGUUCAGGGACGACGGGGACCAGCAGCCCUGCCUGAAAGCUCAGAGGCCUCAGCUGAGCGUGGAGGAGGAGCGCCACACUCUGCAGGUGACUGAAGAAGUGAGAGAGCAACUAAAAACUCCCAUCUUUGACAACUGGCAGUGGGAGGAGGCAGAGAUGCUGGUUCUCCUCCAGGUGAUGUACACAGACCUGGACUUCCUGACGGCGUUCCACAUCGAGCAGGAAGUCCUGCAGAACUUCCUGUUUGAGGUGUUCUGUCACUACAACAACAUCCCCUUCCACAACUUCCAGCACUGCUUCUGCGUCACUCAGAUGAUGUACGGGCUGAUCUGGCUCACAGAUGUCAGGAAUAAGUUAUCUAGGAUGGAUCUGCUGAUCAUGUUGACCUCGGCUCUGUGCCACGACCUCGAUCACCCCGGAUACAACAACGUCUACCAGAUCAACGCUCAGACUGACUUGGCUCUUCGUUAUAACGAUAUUUCACCUCUGGAGAAUCACCACUGUGCCGUCGCCUUCGGCAUCCUGUCAAAGCCGAAGUGCAACAUCCUAAAGAACCUGACGAGCGAGCAGUACAAACACAUCCGAGGAGGAAUGAUCAAAUGCAUUCUGGCCACAGACAUGGCGAGACACAACGAGAUCCUCAACAAGUUUAAAACCAUGCAGCCGGUGUUGGACUACAGAAACAACGAUCAUAAAGAAGUGCUGAUGAAGAUCAUGGUGAAGGUGAGCGACAUCUCCAACGAGGCGAGGCCGAUGACGGUGGCCGAGCCGUGGCUGGACUGUCUGCUGCAGGAGUUCUUCAACCAGAGUGACACAGAGAAGCUUAAAGGGCUUCCCGUGACGCCGUUCAUGGACCGAGACAAAGUGUCCAAACCGUCGUCUCAGACCAACUUCAUCCGGUUUGUUCUCCUGCCGCUCCUCACCGAGCUCACCAAGCUGUUCCCCUGUCUGGAGCAGCACAUCCUUGAGCCGGCGCGGCGGGCUCUGGAGUAUUACUCUGACAUGGAGAGAGGAAGGAAGGAAGGAAAGAAGGAAGGGAAGGAAGAAAGAAAG